AUUACGUUUGUAUUUGAGCAAGUUCUUUCUUAAUUUUUCUACCAUUCAUUUUUGGAAUGGAGUGGUGGUCGUCGACAGAUCUAUUGGCCGAAGUGCCAGUGAUUUUCUUUAAUCUCUAGUGAGUGUCUGCAUUUAAAACUACCAAAAAAGUGUUUUAUUAGCUUCAAUCAACCGUGAACUAGCCAUUAACACUGACGACUCUACCAGUUUCCGUUUGAUUUCAACCAAAAACAGCUUCAUGAGGGGCCACAAGAAGAGAACCUCUUUCUCACAAUGAAGAUGACUUUAUCGUCGACAAAUAAUACAACGAACGAAAAGUUAAGCACACCAACCGAAAACAAACAAGUGAGUCCCAAUACUAGCCCUCGGGCUAGUCCCAGACCCUCCCCGAGGCCCCAAACCAAAAGGGAACAUCCCAAAAGUGAGAUACAUCUCACUGUGAAUUAUAAAGAAAUCCCGGGAAGUAAUAAACACGAUGGCUCCCCUUCUAGUCAGGAAAGUUCAGUGAGUAGUCGUGCCAGUAAUUUGGACAUUAGCCCUCCUUCAAUCUUGAAAGUCGAAAGUACUAGUAGCUCAAAUAAAGAACGUAAAGACCCACGUGGUAAGAAAAAGUCGUCUUGGUUCAAUCCAUUUUACCCAACCUACAAAUCACGAUCAGAGGAUUUUAAAAGAAUUUUUAAGGAUGUACCUGACGAUGAGCGUUUGUUAGUUGAUUAUUCCUGCGCUUUGCAAAAAGAAAUAUUGGCACAAGGUAGACUUUAUGUCACCCAAAAUUAUCUCUGUUUUUACGCAAAUAUUUUGGGAUGGGAGACCACACUUACGUUAAAAUGGAAGGACGUAUCGGCUAUAACGAAAGAAAAAACAGCUAUUGUAAUCCCCAACGCGGUUUUGAUUUGCACAAGGACGGAAAAAUACUUUUUCACCAGUUUUGUAUCACGAGACAAGACGUAUUUGAUGCUGUUUCGAGUAUGGCAAAAUGCGCUCAUGGACCAACCUAUGUCACCGCAAGAAAUGUGGCAAUGGGUGCACCAGUGGUAUGGUGAAGAGUUGGGUUUAACCAGCGAUGAUGAGGACUACGUAGCCCCCGGCACCGAAGAAGAUAAACUAUCGGCACGCUUAUCUAUCGAAUCUUUCUCUGAGCAAGAGUGCAGCAGCGCUGUUGACAACCCUUUAGAAGCCAUGGUGGUCGAAGAGAGGCCCCCACAAGACGACGACAGCGUCGUCAAUAAGCCGGCGGAUCGUCGCCCAACUACUUCAGCUUCUCACCUCCCCACUGAUUAUUCCGAUACAACCGAAUCGGAAGGAGAGAAACAAACGAAAACAAAACCGACCUUUUUCCUAUCCUGGGACAAAUCCUCUCCUUUUUUAUACCCUUCAAGUCCCGAAUAUGACGAUACCGUUCCGGUUUUGCCGAAUGUCAAAUGUGAUACAAACGUGCAGUGCACUUCGACUCACGAAGGUCGUCAAAUAAUGAACGAAAUCAUACCUAUCCACAUAGAUCAAUUAUUUACUCUACUUUUUACCAGUUCAAAAUUCUACUUGGACUUUCACGCUUCUAGAAAAACAACCGAUCUUACUCAAACGCCUUGGACGCAUAAUCCGAGCGAUAAUAGUAAGACUCGUGUUGUUAACUUAACGGUAGCUUUAACUCAGGCCAUGGGGCCCAAAACGGCUCAAGUUACGGAGAGUCAAGUUAUGCUUCCAUGUAGCAAAGCUGGGUGUCUUUAUGCCAUAGAUGUGGAUACAGUAAACGCCGGCAUUCCUUACGCUGAUAGCUUUAAUAUUGUAGUUCAUCACUGUCUUCAGAAAAUUUCCGAAACGGAAAGCUCGUAUCAAGUGUUUGCACAAGUCAUGUAUAAAAAAUCGGUCUGGGGCUUGGUGAAAGGGAUGAUUGAGAAGACGUGUUGGUCGGGAUUGGAGGACUUUUACGUUUCCUUAGCUAAGGCGUUACAUGUGGAGGGCGAGGAAAACGUUUGCGACGUGAAACGCAAGUCGAGGAGGAAACGGAGAAUUCACAGUAUGCCGAGACAGGGUGUCGAGGAUACGAGGCCUUUGAUAGGGGCCACCAACCGAAUUUCGCCAGGAGGCAUUUUUAGUUCAGAUGUCGCCACUAUGAUCGUCUUUACUGUUCUAAUCCUGUUAGUUAUUCUCAAUGUCAUGUUGUAUUUCAAAUUGUGGUCUUUAGAAGAGUCCCCUCCGUACACCCUCUUGGACUUGCAUGUCUUGAAAGAUCCACCCAAAACACACGAUGAAUGGAUUAAAUUACUUCAACAACAGGAAACACUACAUUCGGUCGAGUUGCAAAAGUGGCAACGAGUUUUAAAAACUGCGAUACAACUUUUGAAACAGACCGAAGAGUCGCUAAAUGAACUUCAACGAUCAAUUAAUCCAAGUUAUACGAAUAAGGUCAUGUCGAUUCUGCAGAAUCAUAAGGAUACAGUCGAGCAAAAUGAGAAGAGUGAACUUUAGGAUUGUUAUUGUUUUUGAAAUUUAUUCUACGUCACUACGCACUGUUAGAUUUUUAGUACCUCUAUAGAUUUUAUCGAUUGUUCCUGUACACGUGUAGAUAUUUAAAUAAAUAACAAAAACUGA
Molecule: messenger RNA, 2592 nt
Organism: Tribolium madens (black flour beetle)
Lineage: Eukaryota; Metazoa; Arthropoda; Insecta; Coleoptera; Tenebrionidae
Product: protein Aster-B-like
Exons: 12
Coding region: 274-2469 (731 amino acids)
Biological process (GO): intracellular sterol transport
Cellular component (GO): endoplasmic reticulum-plasma membrane contact site; endoplasmic reticulum membrane; plasma membrane
Molecular function (GO): sterol binding; sterol transfer activity
Source: RefSeq, a predicted model, not a curated record